Messenger RNA from Gossypium raimondii (Peruvian cotton), 966 nucleotides. RefSeq names its product 50S ribosomal protein L15, chloroplastic. The record is from RefSeq and is a predicted model, not a curated record. The coding region runs from base 99 to 896 and encodes 265 amino acids. Gene Ontology annotation, molecular function: structural constituent of ribosome. Gene Ontology annotation, biological process: translation. Gene Ontology annotation, cellular component: cytosolic large ribosomal subunit. Lineage: Eukaryota; Viridiplantae; Streptophyta; Magnoliopsida; Malvales; Malvaceae. The transcript has 5 exons.
CUUAUCCGUUUCCCCAAACAUCACAGUGUGAGGCAUUUGAGCAUUAAAAUCAUACAUGACAUAGCCUUCUACAUUUCAUCUUCAACAUCUUCACUGCAAUGGCAGCCAUGCUCUCACUCUCUCCAAAUCCUCCCAUCACAACUUUACCCUCUCUUCGUUCCACUUUCAAGGGAAAUCUGAGGAAUUUAAAACCAAACCCUUUUCACAUUAUUCGUAUCAGGACCAAGCAGCAAGGGGUAGAGGCACAAAAGGGGACACGGUCUUUAGUGGUUGUGAACCAAGCAGCAACAACCCAAGUGUCGGUUACAGCUUCUAAUGUGAGGUUUCGGUUGGACAACCUGGGACCUCAGCCUGGGUCAAGAAAGAAAGGGAAGAGAAAGGGGAGAGGAAUAUCGGCUGGACAAGGUGGGAGCUGUGGGUUUGGAAUGAGGGGUCAGAAAUCACGUUCUGGCCCAGGUGUUAGAAAGGGAUUUGAGGGUGGCCAAAUGCCACUCUAUAGGCGUAUCCCCAAAUUGAGAGGAAUUGCCGGAGGGAUAUUUUGUGGGAUUACCAAAUACAUACCGGUUAACUUAAAAGACAACGAAACAAUUGGAUUUCAAGAGGGAGAUGAGGUGUCAUUGGAGUCUUUAAAGGAGAAGGGUUUGCCUUCAGGAAGAGAGAGGAAACUCCCUUUAAAGAUUCUUGGUGACGGGGAGCUGAAUGUAAAGCUGAACUUGAAGGCCCGUGCCUUUUCAACAUCUUCAAAGGAAAAGCUUGAGGCUGCCGGUUGCUCUCUCACCGUACUGCCUGGGCGCAAGAAGUGGGCUAAGCCUUCAGUUGCAAAGAACCUUGCUCAAGCUGAGGAAUACUUUGCCAAGAAGAGGGCUGCAUCAUCAUCCGACUCCACUUCUGCAUGAAUUUCAUGUAAUUGAUCUGCUAUGUUUUGAUAAAAUGUUGAGAGCAGUAAAGAAAAUUACUUUGCAUUCA